AUGAGUGAAUCAAAACCUCUUAAUACUCCAUUCUCUUCUGGGUCAUCUUUAUCUCGCCAUGAUGGCGACACUCUUCCUGAACCAUUUUUAUAUCGCAGCAUUGUUGGUGCUCUCCAAUAUUUGACGCAUACUCGUCCUGAAAUUGCAUUUGCUGUCAACCGUGUCUGCCAAUUCAUGCAGUCUCCUACCACCACUCAUUGGACUGUAGUAAAAAGAAUACUCCGAUACCUUCGUCAUACUCCUCGUCAUGGACUUCUCAUUCGUCCAUCAUCUUCUCUCGAUAUAUAUGCUUUCUCUGACUCCGACUGGGCUGGUUGUCCGGACGAUCGUCGCUCCACAACUGGCUACUGCAUAUUUCUUAGUGACAAUCUUAUCUCUUGGAAUUCAAAGAAACAGCAAGUUGUUGCUCGGUCUAGUACCGAGUCUGAGUAUCGAACUCUAACUCAUGCCACUGCUGAACUCAUCUGGCUCCAAUCCUUGUUACGUAAACUUUGCAUCUCCCCACUUCAACCUUCCACUCUAUGGUGUUAA
Impatiens glandulifera is the source of this 531-nucleotide messenger RNA. RefSeq lists its product as uncharacterized. The record is from RefSeq and is a predicted model, not a curated record. The transcript has a single exon. NCBI's taxonomy places the organism in Eukaryota, Viridiplantae, Streptophyta, Magnoliopsida, Ericales, Balsaminaceae. Bases 1 to 531 code for a protein of 176 amino acids.